AUGUCCGCCCUUACCGAAGCCGUCCCGGCCGUCGCGCCGAGGGCGAAGCGAUCAUCCGCGGUCGCGCCGCCGCCCGCGCCCCUCGCGGGGAAGCGCGAGCGUCGUCCUCCGGCGAUGAAGGACUUCGACACGAGCGGCGUGGAGCAGCACGAGAGGAAGCCCUCGCGCAGGAGCGCGCCCGCGGAACCUCCGUCUUCCGACGGAUCCGCCGAGACGACCGCGGACCCCGCGCGGCAUCCGGCGCUCGCGGCGGGCGCGGAGAACGCCGCCGCGAGCGCGGGCGCGGAUACCGCCGGCCGCUCGAAGGCGAAGUCGACGAAGAAGAGCAACGCGAAGACGCCCACGACGGACGGCGACAUCGGGAACGACUCGAACGCGUCCAAAUCCGCGCCGAAGCCGGGGGCGAAAGCCGCGGCGUCCGCGAAGAAGCCCGCGAAGGCGACGGCCGCGGCGACCGACGACGCGCCGCGCAGCUCGCGACCGACGAACAACCAGCUCUUGUACCGCGCGCGAUUCAACUGGGAGCAUUACACCCACGCGCUCACCCCGGGCACGCGCGAGAAGCUUCCGGACAAGACGUUCGCGUGCGCGUCCGUCACGUCUGCGUUCCUUCAGGUUCUCAAGGCUAUCCACACCGCGGAGGUCAACCGCAAGCAAGGCGCGCGCAACAUCCUCAAGGCACUGUCCGUGAACACGCGCCGCACGAAGGUUGUCGCGCUCAGCACCGGGACGCACCGGGUCCCGGACGAGCUCCGAAGGCACCAGCUCGCGGACGACGACGGCAACGAGUACUCCACCAACCUCGACCGGAACCGAUACGGCAACGACGACCAGUACCUGUUCACGGUCAUCAAGUUCAACCUCGACGCGCUCGGGCUGUGCCCGCUCAUCUGCCAAGUGGAGAUCAUCGACGCGAAGGCUCCCAAGUCGGAGGAGUGCCUCGUCGUGAAGGUUCCGGACGAGGGAUGCGCGUGCCACGGCGGCGCCAACGCCGCGAGCGCGAUGCGCGUCGUCGUCGGCGGCUCGGGGGGAUCCCGGAAGUCUCUGGACGGCAGCGGGAAGCUCGAGCGCGUGUCGAUCGGUCACACCCCGGGGAAGGAGUCCAAAGGGACGCCGUGGCGGGUCCCGUCGACGCCGAUGUCGCCGCUGAAGCGCGUCGCGAGCGCGGGGGACGCCGGCGGGAUGGGCGUGCUCCUCGACGCGCUCACGCAAGUCGGCGGGAUGCCGCCGCCGAGCCCGCUGCAUCUUCGCUCGCCGACGCACAACGCGCGGCGCGCGUCGUUCUUGAGCGGCGGCGCGAUGGCGGCCGCGAGCCCUUCGAUGCGUCCGGCCGCGGCGGCGAUGAGCGCGCUCGUGAACUCGGCGCCGCCGUCGGCGGAGCGCGGCGCCGGCGCCGGCGUCGACGUCGACGCGGCGGCGGCGGCGGCGGCGCACAUGGCGCAGUACUUUAGCGCGUUCGGCGGCGCGCUCGGGACCCCGGCGCAGUCGCAGCUGUUCGCGAUGCACCAGCACAUGCAGAUGAACGACGCGCAGCAGGCGCUGUUCCAGUCCCCGGCGCCGAUGAACCCGCACGCGGCGGCGGCGGCGGCGGCGGCGGCGAUGGCGGGCGGGUUCGCCCCCGUCGCGGCGCCGGGCGCGGUUCCCCCUCGCGGCGGCGACUUCGACGGCAGCGCGGCGAUGGAGAACGCGCUGGAGAUUGUCUCCGCGGAGGCGGCGACCGCGAAGGCGAACGAAGCGCGCGCGUCCGCAAAGCUCGCGCUGCUCGAGGCGAAGGUGACGAAGCUCGAGGCGGACGCCGCCGCCGCGGCGGCGGUCGCCGCCGGCGCCGCCUCCGUGGAGGAGAUCGCGCGAGCCGCGGAGGCGUCCGGCAAGGCGAUGACGGUCGCCGUGGAAGCGCGCUUGGUGUCCAUCGUCGAGGAGGUGGCCGCGUUCGGCGCGCGCGCGAUCGCGGCGGAGACGGCCGCCACCGCGGGCUCCGCGGGCGUCGACGCCGUCGCCGCGUUGUACGUCGCCGAGGCCAAGGCGCACGCGGUGUCGCUCGGGAAGCUCGCGCGGCUCGAGGCGCAGGCGGCGGCGCGCGGGGACGCCGUCGACGGCGUCGGCGUCGGCGUCGAAACCGAAAGCCCAACCAACGUGGGCGCCGGCGUCGAUGCCGGCGUCGGCGCCGUCGCGGACGCGGCGGCCGUCGAGGAGAAGGGCGAGGAGAUGAACGCCGCGCCCUCGAACGCGGACACGGACGCGGAGAAGCCCGCGAGCCCGAGCGCGGUGGUCGCCAUCGCGACCGAGGCGGCGGCGGCGGCGACGAGCGACCGCGAGAAGCGCGCGCGCGAGGAGGACGACCGCGCGUUCGCGUUCGAGCCCCCUCCGGCGAAGCGACCGGCGAAGGUGGCCGGGUUCGCGGUGAACUCCGCGGCGGCGGCGGCGGCGGCGGCGGCGGGCGGGUACGCGCCGCCGACGACGCCGGCGCUGACGAACCAAAACGGGGCUCGGGACGAACUGCUUUCGCCGCCGGCGAGCGACCCCGCGCAGGCGCUGACGUACGCCGCGGCGUGAGGGCAGGCCGACCGACCUUUUCAUAGCACCGCAUCGCAUCCAUCGGGUAGCACCGCUCGCCGUGGACUCGCCAGCGCGUCGGGUCGAAACGGGGAGCAUUGACACAUACUCCGUACUUCCGGAAGUACGGUGAAGAAGUCGAACGCGGGCUCGGAACGAGCAGAGCGUUCGUCGUUUACGUAUAUUUCAUCACGUUGUCUUAAUAUGAUUUGAAGAAAAUGCAUCUC
This is a messenger RNA of Micromonas pusilla CCMP1545, 2780 nucleotides long. RefSeq lists its product as uncharacterized. NCBI's taxonomy places the organism in Eukaryota, Viridiplantae, Chlorophyta, Mamiellophyceae, Mamiellales, Mamiellaceae. The record is from RefSeq and is a predicted model, not a curated record. The coding region runs from base 1 to 2553 and encodes 850 amino acids. The transcript is spliced from 4 exons.